Molecule: messenger RNA, 459 nt
Organism: Ambispora gerdemannii
Lineage: Eukaryota; Fungi; Glomeromycota; Glomeromycetes; Archaeosporales; Ambisporaceae
Source: the annotation of a GenBank genome assembly
AUGAGCUCUAAAACGCAACACAUUAUCUCCACAAAAGCGUAUCAAAAAAUCAUUUUACACGCUGUAAAACAUCCGUUUACCACUGUAAAUGGAGUACUGUUGGGUAAAUAUAGUGCUGGAAAUAGUGAAGAGGUAACAGUGACUGAUGCUAUUCCGUUGUUUCAUCAUUGGACUACUUUGACCCCGAUGCUUGAAGUUGGAUUGCAACAGGUGGAUAUAUACGCGGCACACCAUAAAAUUCGUAUAGUUGGCUAUUACCAUGCAAAUGAAAAUAUCAAUGAUAAAUCAUUACCAGCGUUUGGCUCAAAAAUUGUUUCGAAAAUUCGCGAAAGUUUUACGGAUGCUAUUGCUCUAAUUAUUCAAAAUACAAAACUAUCAUUAGAUUCUCCUGAAGUUGCAAUACUGGUAACUCUCUCGAUACUAUUAUUUGAUUUUCUUAAUUCUUCACCCGCGGAAUAA